GGGGACGGCCGGGCGGCGGCGGCGGCCGGAGCCGGCCCCGGCAGGCGUGAGCGCCGGAGAGCGCGCUGCCUGCAUGCGCGCAGCUCUCGCCCCAGGCGGCCCAGGCUGCAGCGCGAGAGCCAGAGACGGCGGGACGCCUAGAGAAGCGCGGAACCCGGGAGGCGGCCCGCGUCCCCGCCGGACCCUCGUGACUGUCUAGAGCCUGGCCGCGCUGCGAAGUCGAGGACUUGGCUCUGCCGCAUCUCCGGCGUCUGGGCGAGCGGGGCUGCUCGUGGUGUUUCAAACCCGGUUCGUGGAUUCAAACGUGGCUCCACGCCGAGCACGGCCGGCGACUUAUAGGACCCCAGCCCUGGCCGUGGCCGCCGCGCACGCCCUCGGAAGACUCGGCGGGGUGGGGGCGCGGGGGUCCCCGUGUGCGCCGCGGGAGGGCAGAAGACUGAUUUGGAAGGGCGUCCCCGGAGCAUCAGUCCGGGAUUUACUGUGAACAGCAUGGAGGAAAAUGACCCCAAGCCCGGCGAAGCGGCGGCGGCGGCGGCGGAGGGACAGCGGCAGCCGGAAUCCAGCCCCGGCGGCGGCAGCAGCAGCCCGGGAGAAGCGGACACCGGGCACCGGCGAGCUCUGAUGCUGCCCGCGGUCCUGCAGGCGCCCGGCAACCACCAGCACCCGCACCGCAUCACCAACUUCUUCAUCGACAACAUCCUACGGCCAGAGUUCGGCCGGCGCAAGGACGCGGGGACCUGCUGUGCGGGCGCGGGAGGAGGAAGGAGCGGCGGAGCCGGCGGUGAAGGCAGCGUGAGCGGUGCGGAGGGAAGUGGCGGCACGGGCGGCUCGGAGCAGCUCUUGGGGUCUGGCUCCCGAGAGCCCCGGCAGAACCCGUCGUGUGCUCCCGGCGCGGGCGGGCAGCUACCCGCCGCCGGCAGCGACUCUCCGGGGGACGGGGAAGGCGGCUCCAAGACGCUGUCGCUGCUUGGUGGCGCCAAGAAAGGCGGCGACCCUGGCGGCCCCCUGGACGGAGCGCUCAAGGCCCGCGGCUUGGGCGGCGGCGACCUGUCGGUGAGCUCGGACUCGGACAGCUCGCAAGCCGGCGCCACCCUAGGCGCGCAGCCCAUGCUCUGGCCCGCCUGGGUCUACUGUACGCGCUACUCGGACCGGCCUUCUUCAGGUCCCAGGUCUCGAAAACCAAAGAAGAAGAACCCGAACAAAGAGGACAAGCGGCCGCGCACGGCCUUCACGGCCGAGCAGCUGCAGAGGCUCAAGGCUGAGUUUCAGACCAACAGGUACCUGACAGAGCAGCGGCGCCAGAGCCUGGCACAGGAGCUCAGCCUCAAUGAGUCCCAGAUCAAGAUCUGGUUCCAGAACAAGCGCGCCAAGAUCAAGAAGGCCACGGGCAACAAGAACACGCUGGCCGUGCACCUCAUGGCACAGGGCCUGUACAAUCACUCCACCACGGCCAAGGAGGGCAAGUCGGACAGCGAGUAGGGCGGGGGUGGAGGCCAGGUCUCAGUCCGCGCGAAACAAUGCAAUAAUUUAAAAUCACAAAGGGCCAGUGUAUAAAGAUUAUACCAGCAUUAACAGUGAAAAUAUCGUGUAUUAGCUAAGGUUCUGCAAUAUUAUAUGUGUAUAUAAUUUACAGGUGGUAUAAAAUCCAAAAUAUCUGACUAUAAAGUAUUUUUUGAGUUUUUUUGUGUUUAUGAGAUUAUGCUAAUUUUAUGGGUUUUUUUUUCUUUUUUUCGAAGGGGGCUGCUUAGGGUUUCAUCUUUUUUUAAUCCCCUAAGCUCCAUUAUAUGACAUUGGACACUUUUUUAUUAUUUCAAAAGAAAAAAAUUAAAACAACUUGCUGAAGUCCAAAGAUUUUUUAUUGCUGCAUUUCACACGACUGUGAACCGAAUAAAUAGCUCCUAUUUGGUCUAUGACUUCUGCCACUUUGUUUGUGUUGGCUUGGUGAGGACAGCAGGAGGGCGCACCUCAAGGCCUUGGGGAGCUCAGGGGACCUGGCGAGGGAGAGGAGACUUCAGGGUCCUUGGGCCAGUUCUGGGGUUUGGCCCUGGGAAGCCACCCAGCAUAUCCCAGGCCUGCCCUGGGAAGUUGGCUCCAUGCUCCCAGCAGCUGCCCAGGCCCGAAGCCUCACCCAGCUCCCUCUCCUCACCCUCCUGCCAUCCUUCUCCCUCUCAUCCUCCUCCUUCUCCCUCCUCCUCCUCCUUCCUCCUGCUCCCUCCUCUUCCUCCUUCCUCCUCCUCCCACCUGCUUUCUCCUACUCCUCUCUCAUCCUCCUUCCUCCUCUCUCCUGCUCCUCCCUCAUCCUCCUCUCUCCUGCUCCUCCCUCAUCCUCCUCUCUCCUGCUCCUCCCUCAUCCUCCUCUCUCCUGCUCCUCCCUCCUACUCCUUCCUCCUCCUUCUCCCUCCUCCUUCCUCCUCCUCCCUCCUCUCUCCUCCUCCUCCCUCCUCCUCCCUCCUCUCCUCCUCCUCCUCUCUCCUCCUCCUCUCUCCUCCUCCUCCUCUCUCCUCCUCCCUCCUCCUCCCUCAUCCUCCUUCCUCCUCCUCCCUCCUCCUCCCUCCUCUCUCCUCCUCCUCUCUCCUCUCUCCUCCUCCUCCUUCCUCCUCCCUCCUCCUCCUUCUUCCUCCCUCCUCCUCCUUCCUCCUCCCUCCUGCUCCCCUUUUUUCCUUCUCCCUCCUCCUCCCUCCUGCUCCCUUUUUCCUUCUUCUUCUCCUCUUACUCCUCCCUCCUGCUCCCUUUUUCCUUCUUCUCCUCCUCCUCCUACUCCCUCCCUCUCUCCUCCUCUUCCCUCCCCCUCCUCUUUUCUCCUCCUCUUCACCAAGGCUCAACCCUGUGCAUACAGCGUCUGCGUCUGCGUCUGUGGUCUGUGUCACUGUCCCCAGUCCUGCUGCAGCCCUGCCACAGGCCUAACCCUCCUGUCCUGGGCACUGCCUCCAUGCAGAAGCGCUUCAAGGUUCUGGGCUAAAGGUCUCAGGUGUGUGGCCCAAAGCCUAAGAGCAGUGGGGCGACCCUCCUCCUGGCUUGGCCCUGGGAAUUUCUGAGGCUCCAUCAGCCACCCUGGGUGCCAGCCAGGGUCUAAGAAAUGAGACCAUGGCUCACUGCUUCUGGGCGGGCAGAAGGCUCUGUAGAGGGAGAUGGCAUCAUCUUCCUUUCCUUUUUCUUUUCUUCCCUAUCUUUUCUUUUUUUAUUUUUUUCUUGGAGUGGCUGCUUCUGCUAUAGAGAACAUUCUUCCAAGAUACAUAUGUGUGUUUACACAUGUCUGCACGCAUGUAAACACACACACCAGGCGUGUAUGAGUCCAGAGUUCUGGAACAUGUGGCUACCUUGUCUUUCAAAAGAACUCAGAAUCCUCCAGGAUCUAGAGGAAGGAAGAACAAGUGUAAAUAAUCAUUUCCUACCACUUUUUGUCUUUUCUUGUUUUUUAAAAUAUACAUUUUAUUUUUGAAGGUGUGGUACAGUGUAAAUUAAAUAUAUUCACUAUAUUUCCCACCAAGUACAUAUAUAUAUAUAUAAACAAACGCAUUAUCUAUAUAUAACGCCACACUGUCUUCUGUUUAGUGUCUGGGGAAAGACCAGUCCACAUGUCCAUCUGUGGCUGGGACGGCCCGGGGGCUGUGCCCACAGCUGAGCUGGGAGCCGUGGUCUCCCUGAGGACUGAGGGUGAACUUCCCUCUUUGCCUUAAACCUCUUUAUUUCAUUGCAGUAACAGUUUUACUUUGUACAUAAUAAUGUAAACCUUUUUAAAAAGGAAACUAUAAAAACAAAAGUUGUAAUUUAAAAGUCUGUGAAUAACCGUCUGCUGCUUAGGAAACUCGGUGAAAUGACAUGCCUUUUAGCAGGAAGCAAAGUUGGUUUCUGUUUUUUGUUUUCUUUUGUUGUUUCAGUUUAUAAAACAUGUGCAUUUUACAGUUCCAGUAUCAAAUAUUUAUAAUCUUAUGAGAAAUGAAUGAAUGUUUCUAUUUACAACUGUGGUUAUCAAAAUUGUGAACACCCCUCCCCACAUUUUUGUGUGUUUAAAUUCUUGAAGGUUACAUUAAAUAAAACAAAACCUCUUUAUUAUAAAAUA
This is a messenger RNA of Callithrix jacchus (white-tufted-ear marmoset), 4060 nucleotides long. It is a transcript of the gene EN2, whose product is annotated as engrailed homeobox 2. Gene Ontology annotation, cellular component: nucleus. Gene Ontology annotation, molecular function: RNA polymerase II cis-regulatory region sequence-specific DNA binding; DNA-binding transcription factor activity, RNA polymerase II-specific. The record is from RefSeq and is a predicted model, not a curated record. Lineage: Eukaryota; Metazoa; Chordata; Mammalia; Primates; Cebidae. Gene Ontology annotation, biological process: neuron differentiation; regulation of transcription by RNA polymerase II; multicellular organism development.